UAUCCAAAAUUAAAGGCUUUACAUCUAUAAUGAAUGGAGAGAUUGCUAAUUUUGAAUUGUCGACAUUUAAUGAAUUUGUUUCAUCUUAUCAAAUCACAACCCUUUUAGCAUCAGAAGUAUUAGAUGCAUUUAAUGAAUUUUUACCGGCUUUAAAUAGGUUUUUUGAUAUUUGGAAAGAUUUGAUGGAAUGUGAUCUAAAUAGUUCAACUAUAUUUAUUAAAUGGUAUGGAUCUGCAGUAAUAUCUAGUGGUGAUACAAUUCGAGCAAUAUCUGAUUGGUAUUGCCAAUCGAUUUUUGAUAAUAUUUCAAUUAACAUGGAUAGUAAUGAGAUUGAAAAUUAUAUUACAUAUGAUAGAAUGUGCUUCAGAAAA
This is a messenger RNA of Funneliformis caledonium, 371 nucleotides long. Lineage: Eukaryota; Fungi; Glomeromycota; Glomeromycetes; Glomerales; Glomeraceae. The record is from the annotation of a GenBank genome assembly.